This is a messenger RNA of Fomitiporia mediterranea MF3/22, 776 nucleotides long. RefSeq lists its product as uncharacterized. The coding region runs from base 171 to 737 and encodes 188 amino acids. The transcript is spliced from 2 exons. NCBI's taxonomy places the organism in Eukaryota, Fungi, Basidiomycota, Agaricomycetes, Hymenochaetales, Hymenochaetaceae. The record is from RefSeq and is a predicted model, not a curated record.
AUGAAUACAAGACACCACCGUCUCCAGGAAAGCAAAGUACUAGCAUACAGAGGUCUCUAUAAAAUGUCUCAUCCAGCCUCAGUGUAUGCUAAGGCCCUUGUCCUCGUUCAUCCACACUCCUGCUUCCAGCGUCCUCCCAAGUGUUAAUCUUGCGCCGAUUUGUUAGCGCAAUGCACGGAAGCGGGGAACCCUCAGACGCACAAGCCGCAUUCCUGGCCUCAAUCGAACGCAUGCGACGUCGGAAGGAGGCGGAGACGAGGGAAGUUGGGAGAGGCAAAAGCGCAAGCGCAAUUCGCCAUACAAAAAGUCGCAAGCACAAGGACUCAAACCCAUAUUGUAUCCACGAAACUCGUUCUUCGCAAUCGAAGCGAGCAGAAGCGAGCAAUAGUCGACAGGAAACAAGAACGGCCGCUCCCUCGAAAUCGUAUUCGCCAGCACGUAGCGUCAGCAGCGCAUCUUCCAAUGGACCUGGAACUCCACUGCAAGAAACCCACGCGUCUCCUCGAAUACCGAUAAUCUCUGCGGAUCGCCAUGUGCCCUCAACAUCCGCGACACUUCACUUAGGUGAUUAUUCGGGCGUCGGAGCGCAUAUCUCUUCCCACGAAUCUCCCGCUUACGAUUGGUGGAACGAGACGGAGGAAGGCGUGAGCUGUCACAGGACAGAGUCCACUGAAGUGGAAGAAGAGGAGAUAGUGCGAGAAAUGUUCGCGAAGUACACGUACUUUGAAUAUGUCUGAUCAUACGCUCACGUUUCGCACAACACAUAUUGAUACCCA